GCUGCAGAUCUCAGCGCUGUCUUGGGCCGACAGCCUCCCUGCGUCUCAAGGCUUCCCUCCCCUCCGCCUGCAGCCCACAGACCUUCUCCCCCCGACCCCCCACUGCCUUCGCGGGAAGAGGAGCCGGCGUGGGAGGGCAGGGACUGCACCGGGGCGGAGCUGCCUCUCUGGCCGCGAAGUGGCAAAGGGAAAAGCCGGCGGUCGGAGGCGCAGACCUCCCGUCGAGGCUCCUCCUGCCAACGGCGGUGGCUGCAACCCGCUGCUCACAUCAAGAACUGGAUUCCUUGGAUUAACCUCCAAGACUUGAACAUUUUACUGCACCCUCCUCCUCCGCUGGGAGUCUUCGCCUCCUUCCUACCCCUCACGCCCCCUCCCCGAGCCCCGGCCGGAGGAUUUCAUGCUUCUUUCAGCACCUUUUUGUAAUCCGGGGACGUGACUCUCGGGAGCUCCAACUACCUCCGCUGAAUUCGACUUUGUUAUUAUUUCUCCCUCGCUUCCUCUUGUUUUCCCCUCAUCUGAAUCUGUGAAAUCUGAUGUUUCUGCCAGAGGGAGCGAGGAAUAAAUAGAUGCCGCUGCCCCAGAAGGCUUAGACGCCGAGAACGAGCAGCCAGAGCGGCGGGGGCGGCGGCUGGAGCUCGUGGGACCCCAUUGGGGGAAUUUGAUCCAAGGAAGCUGUGAGAUUGCCGGGGGAGGAGAAGCUCCCAGAUCAUUGUGUUCACUUGCCGGGCGGAGGAGAGACGGCGCUGCGGGCCUGUCGCGUCCUCGGCGCUGCUGCUCGCUGCCCCAUCCUGCCCCGUCCUGCCGGGACCAUGGUCUGCGGCAGCCCGGGACGGAUGGUGCUGCUCGCCCUGGCUGCGCUCUGCCUGCUCCGGGCGCCCGGAGUCGGGGCUGCAGCCUGUGAGCCCGUCCGCAUCCCGCUGUGCAAGUCCCUGCCCUGGAACAUGACCAAGAUGCCCAAUCACCUGCACCACAGCACCCAGGCCAACGCCAUCCUGGCCAUCGAGCAGUUCGAAGGGCUGCUGGGCACCCACUGCAGCCCCGAUCUGCUCUUCUUCCUCUGCGCUAUGUACGCGCCCAUCUGCACCAUUGACUUCCAGCAUGAGCCCAUCAAGCCCUGCAAGUCUGUGUGCGAGCGGGCCCAGCAGGGCUGCGAGCCCAUCCUCAUCAAGUACCGCCACGCGUGGCCCGAGAGCCUGGCCUGCGAGGAGCUGCCUGUUUAUGACCGCGGCGUGUGCAUCUCUCCCGAGGCCAUCGUCACCGCGGACGGAGCGGAUUUUCCUAUGGAUUCUAGUAAUGGAAACUGUAGAGGAGCAAGCAGUGAACGCUGCAAAUGUAAGCCUAUUAGAGCUUCACAGAAGACCUAUUUCCGAAACAAUUACAACUAUGUCAUUCGAGCUAAAGUUAAAGAGGUAAAGACGCAGUGCCAUGAUGUGACCGCAGUAGUGGAGGUGAAGGAGAUUCUAAAGGCUUCUCUGGUGAGCAUCCCACGGGGCACUGCCGACCUCCACGCCGGCUCUGGCUGCCUGUGCCCCCCACUUAACAUUCACGAGGAGUAUAUCAUCAUGGGCUAUGAAGACGAGGAGCGCUCCAGAUUACUCUUGGUGGAAGGUUCUAUUGCUGAGAAAUGGAAGGAUCGACUUGGUAAAAAAGUUAAGCGCUGGGAUGCGAAGCUACGUCAUCUUGCACUCAAUAAGAGUGAUUCUAGCCAUAGUGAUACCACUCAGAGUCAGAAGUCUGGCAGGAACUCUAACCCCCGGCAAGCACGCAACUAAACCCUGAGACGCGGAACAUCAGUGGACUUCCUGUUAAGAUUUGCAUUACUGGGCUAGUAAAGGAAAAUUGCACUAUUGCACAUCAUAUUCUAUUUUUUACCACAAAAAUCUCGUGGUAACUGAUAUUGCUUCUGUUUCCCUUUUGUUUUCUGCUUUUCUCUUCCCUCACACCCACCACCUCCUUUUUUUGUGGUCUGGGUGCAGAUCCUUAAAUAUAUUACAUGUUUCCUAUUCUGGUAAUCAUGGGAAAAUGUUCUUUGCAUAAUAAUAAAUUAAACAUGUUAAUACCACGGCCUCUUCGCUGGAGUACAUGUUAAUUUACUGUUCUGCACCUAGAUUGGGGAUGCAAAGUUGCAUGCAAAGAGAGAUUUCUGGUAUACACAGAAAGCUAAAUAUACUGUAAAACACACUUCUGUUCUCCAAUUACGGCCUCAUUUUACAUGCCUUUUGGGCACUUUCCUCACACUUAGAAAAUUCUGAAUGUUUAUAGAGGUAAAAUGGCAGUUUGAAAUCAAAUGCCACACAGGCAAAGCAAUCAAGCACCAGGAAACAUUUAUGAGGAAAUGAUACACAAGAUGAGUUAUUUGAAAGAUUACAGGAAACAAAAUAAAUAGUGCUAGGAGCUGGGGAGACUCUUUUGCCUGAUUGAGAAGCACAACUGAAACCAGUAGCUGCUGGGGUGUUUUUCCAGUAGCAUUUUUCUUUUGGCAACACGUCUGAUUUGUUUAUGAAUAUAUUAAUCAGCAUUAGGGAAGUGAAUUAUAGCUAGGCAUCUGCUGUUAUCAGCAUAGGUCUGUUUACUUUGCUUCCUUUUAAAUAAACACACUGGUGUCUUUUUUUUUUUUUCUUAUUUUAAAAUAAAUCUUGACUUGCUGCCUUGACCAGGAAAAGAAAGGAUGUAUGCCUGUGCCAUGAGGGUGUUAUUUUUAAAAGAAAUGUAGCUCCAUAAAAAAUGCUAUAGUUUUCAGGAUGGUGAAAUGUGCAAGCUGUGUGUGUUUGUGUAUGAGUGUGUCUGCGUACUCGUACACCCAAGAUGGACUGAAUUACAGGCCUAAACACUGGCCUGCACUUUAUCAUUUGAAUUUGUGCUAUUUCAUGCUCCAUAAAAUAUGCCUAAUAAAAGGACUUAUGGUUGUCAA
This is a messenger RNA of Manis pentadactyla (Chinese pangolin), 2911 nucleotides long. It is a transcript of the gene FRZB, whose product is annotated as frizzled related protein. Bases 810 to 1772 code for a protein of 320 amino acids. The transcript has 6 exons. Gene Ontology annotation, molecular function: Wnt-protein binding. Gene Ontology annotation, cellular component: cytoplasm. The record is from RefSeq and is a predicted model, not a curated record. Lineage: Eukaryota; Metazoa; Chordata; Mammalia; Pholidota; Manidae. Gene Ontology annotation, biological process: canonical Wnt signaling pathway; non-canonical Wnt signaling pathway.